Messenger RNA from Gastrolobium bilobum, 1405 nucleotides. RefSeq lists its product as uncharacterized. The coding region runs from base 61 to 1128 and encodes 355 amino acids. Gene Ontology annotation, cellular component: kinetochore; Mis6-Sim4 complex. The record is from RefSeq and is a predicted model, not a curated record. Lineage: Eukaryota; Viridiplantae; Streptophyta; Magnoliopsida; Fabales; Fabaceae. The transcript is spliced from 13 exons.
AAUUAGCCCUUGUGGAAUUGGAAGACAUAAUCACAUCAGGUUUCAGUUCAGGUGAUCGAAAUGGAGAGCGAUGUCGAAGAAUCUCUGAGAAAGAGGCCCAGAAAAUACCCGUUUUCCGGCGAUUCCUCUUCUCGCAAGCAAUAUGAACCAUAUGCUGGACGGCCUUAUGCAGUUACGGGGGAAGUGAAUUUUAUGCAAGAUGAUGAUAAUCGUUUGGAGAUCACACGGGCUAGAUUUGGAAGUUUGCUUAAAAGACAUGGAGAUUUGACAGAGCGUCUUUCUAGGGAUUCCGACAAGAUAAUAUUUGAGCGUCUACAGAAAGAGUUUGAAGCUGCACGAGCUUCUCAAACAGAAGAGAUAUGUCUAGAUGGGGAAGAGUGGAAUGAUGGUCUACUUGCUACAAUAAGAGAGCGGGUGCAUAUGGAGGCAGACAGAAAAGCAAUGCCUGGGGAUGCUGACAUAUUAGCAUGUCCUCAGGAAAAAAUUACUUAUAAAAUUGGAAACAAGGUAAUUUGCUGUUUGGAAGGGGCAAGAAUUGGCAUACAAUAUGAGACAUCUUUUGCUGGUGAACCUUGUGAGUAUUACCAUUGUGUGCUGGAGAGUAAGUCAUUUCUUGAAAAGAUGACUGUCCUGGAACACACAGUUCCAUUUUUCCUGCCAAUUCGUGAAACAGAAAAUGAUCUCCUUUCAUCCAAUGCAAUGAAAUUCAUAGAUCAUGUUGGAGAUCUAUUACAGGCAUAUGUGGAUAGACGGGAACAGGUCAGACUUAUAAAGGAACUUUAUGGAAACCAAAUUGGAGAGCUGUAUCAUAGCCUUCCUUACCACAUGGUCGAAUUUGUAUUGGAUGAUUUUGAUUGCAAGGUGACAGUCAGCCUUCGAUAUGCUGAUCUCAUUUCAGUGCUUCCAUCUCGAAUCACAGUGCUAGCCUGGCCAAUGUUAAAGAAAAAUACUACAGCAACUUUUAACAGGAAGGAAGAUGGAAUCUCAGGAAGUCAUCCCGCUCCAGUUCGCCUAACCUAUGCAGAAGAUGCCUUACGAACUAUGAGUCUACCAGAAGCAUACGCAGAGAUUGUAUUAAAUCUACCACAAGCGCUUCAGCAGAUGCAUCAUCAAAGAGCCCCCAUCUAGAGCAGCUUCGUCUUUCCAGCAGUCUAGAUUCAUCUGUAAAAAUUAUUGGUAGAGAUGUUAAAUAUUAGAAAAAAUAACUGCAGAAGUUAGUACCUAGCGAAAUUGGUCAUAGGUUGAGUCCAUUUUUCUGUACUAUUGUCAUAAACUAUUUGUGUUUUGCCCCCUCGUUACUCCUUCAAUAGUACCUACUCUGGUGUCUUGUAUCAAUAGUACCACAGGUCUUUAUUGACGUCUAUUCAAACAAUUAUCAUUCAUCUUUCUUUCGUAGUUCAAUAUA